Messenger RNA from Thelazia callipaeda (thelaziosis nematode), 1161 nucleotides. The record is from the annotation of a GenBank genome assembly. NCBI's taxonomy places the organism in Eukaryota, Metazoa, Nematoda, Chromadorea, Rhabditida, Thelaziidae.
AUGUCUCCAUUUGAUAAUAUCUCAUUAUUAAUUUACGCUGCUAUCAUUUUUGUCGCAUUGGGUGGUAAUUUGCUAGUAUGUAUUGCUAUAUUAUAUGAUCGGAAUUUACGACGACAACAUGAAAACUUGUUCCUGGUCUCUCUUGCUGUAUCUGAUCUUUUAGUAUCUGUGCUAGUAAUGUCAUUUGCGGCAGCGAACGAUAUACUAGGAUAUUGGCCUUUUGGUCGCUUAUACUGUCAGCUUUGGAUAUGUUUUGAUAUUACCUGUACUACAGCAUCAAUCCUUAAUCUUUGUGCAAUUGCCUUACAUCGAUUCUUGUAUAUCAGUCGACCUCUUGUCUAUGUCAGAAGACGAAAGAUAUGCAUUGUAAUAAUAUUUGUUUGGUUAAUAUCGGCUAGUAUUGGUUGCACGCAAAUAAUUUUGGAAUUAGCACAACGUCAUGAAGAAAGUAAUAAAGCAAAUGAAAGCACUUACAUUAAUUAUGACAGCUCUCAAUUGAUAUGUGAACUACGACUCAAGCCAUUAUAUGCUCUAGGCAGUUCAAUGUGUAGCUUUUUUACUCCAGCAACAAUGAUGGUACUACUUUAUACUCGUUUAUACCUAUUUGCUAGGAAGCAUGCAAAAUUAAUGCGCACUCAACUUGAGCAGACAUCCAACUUUGCCGUCAUACCUGUUACAGCAGAAACAAUUCAGCAGAAUGCAAGUACUGGAUUUAUGCAGAAAUUCAUUAUAUGUAAUUGCCAUCGAAAUGAUUCUGUAGUGUCAAAACGAGCGAAAUCUAAAAAUCUAUUAUCACAAGUUUCGGUAAAUGAUCAAAAAGCAAGGUUUACACUUGGAGUCAUAAUGGGUACAUUUUUAGUUUGUUGGCUACCGUUCUUUAUUGUGAAUGUGGUUCGUUCAUUUUCUCCUGGUUUGAUAUCUGAACCACAAUUUGAGGCUGUCACAUGGCUAGGUUAUGCUAAUUCCACAGCAAAUCCAAUCAUUUACACAAUUUUAAAUAGAGAUUUUCGAAUUACUUUCAAAAAAAUAUUAUUCGACAAUAUAUUGGGCUCAAGUCGAGUUGUUCUUCGUUUAGAAAAAUCAGGGGGGGGACACCAUUCGCUAACGGUUAAAUCUCUUAUGAACGAUAAAAGGACUUAUAAUAAUGCACCAUCAAAAUAA